UCACUUCGAGGACAUUUUGAAGCAGUUAUGCAUGCUCACCACUGGAUGGAGCACUUUGUGUGCUUUGUGAUUUAAUGGCACCAUAUCUUAGGCUCUAAAACUUUUCAAACACUUAACAGAGUCACAGCUGAAGUUGAGCAUAUUUUUUAAGCUGUUUUCUCCCAGACGCUUGUUUGUAUCCGUCUCUGUGUGUCUGCACUCCGUCCUCCUUUACAGACAUUCUGACUUCUGUAAACAAAGUCCAGUGGUCAUACUUUUGCCUCAAUAAGGCAGUGCUCCUCACUUUUUUUUGCCACUGUUAACUCCUUAUUUUCCACCCCGAUGAUUCGUCUGGAGCACUCCAGUAGAGCCACGGUCAAAGUUUAUAUGAGGUUAUGAGCUAAAAAUUUUCACAUGGCAUCAUCCAGAAUCCACUAACAAGAGGAGGAGGGACUCUUCUGAAGGUGACAGAGAUGGAUGAACCAGGACCUGAUGUGUUUCUUUCUUCUUCUCCUCCUCCUCUUUCAUCCCUUUUUGGGUGGUUCGUGUAAGCAAUCUGCACUCUCUCUCCAAACAUGCAUCCUUACGAAGCGCUGCAGUGUGAGGUGUGAUGCAGGGCUGAGCUCCCACAGCUCCCCAGAGAACUUUAAAGGAGGAGCAGGGAGAGGAGCAAGGCGUGCUGACUCCUAAAGAUCACCACAAAACGCACCCUGAAACAGCCAGGUUCACCUGUCAGACAUGGAGUCAAAAACUGAUGGCAAAUCAUCGCUAACCAGCGAAGAACUGGCUGCUAUUGAGGAUGAAGAUGUUCUCAACAAGAUGCUCGACAACACCUCAGAUUUUGAAGAGAGACGGAUGAUCCGUUCUGCAUUAAGGGAUCUCCUGAAGAAAAAAAGAGAAAAACGGGAGCAGGAGCGAGGGUUAAGGCAGCAAAACCUAAGACAGCAAGGUCUGAGCAAAGCGGGAACGACAGGCGGGACCGUUAGCAUAGGAAGGGCAUCCAUGAACCAGCAGCCGCCAAUAAACAAACCAAGCAGCCAGCCAUCUCCAUCAGCAGCUACUCCCUUUAACAGGACAGGAGGCAGCAAGGCCAGUUCUGCUGCUGCUGCUCCUCCUGCUGCGGCACCCAACGCUAAGAAUGUCAAACAGAUGCUUCUGGACUGGUGCAGGGCCAAAACAGAGCCAUAUGAGGGGGUGGACAUUCAGAACUUCUCCUCCAGCUGGAAAGACGGCAUUGCCUUUUGCGCCCUGGUGCACCGCUUCUUCCCUGACGCUUUCGAGUACUCCAUCCUCAACCCCAACAAGCCCAAGGAAAACUUCCAGCUGGCUUUCAACACUGCGGAGAGGUUGGCAGGCUGCCCCCCUCUGCUGGAUGCCGAUGACUUAGUCCGGAUGAACGAGCCCGACUGGAAAUGCGUGUACACAUAUAUCCAGGAGUUUUACCGCUGUCUGGUGGAAAAAGGCCUGGUUAAAACCAAGAAGCGGCCAUAGACUCAGAAACUUCGGGAGUUGCUGUGAUUACAGUUUUUACAAAUAUUACACACAUUACAGCAAGCUGAUGUCAAAAGGGACAAUGUUGUGUGCUUUUUUUCAACUAAAUAUUUACAUCUCGCCUCCGAUCACAUCUGGCUCAUGUAUCACUUGAAUGUGCCAAAUGUGUAGUAUUCAUAUUGGUUUGUGUGUGUUAGCAGGGGCUUGUGGGUGUCUGUGCUCUCAGUGGACAGCUGGCGCUUUGGAUCAGUACAUUCCAGUGAGAUUACACAUGUGUAUUAAUCCCACAGUCACAGGGAGAUUCUGGGAACAACUUUUAUGAUGAUGCUGUUAAGGGCCAGAGAGUGUAAGCACUACAGAUCCAUUUAAUAAAUAUUAGUUCCAUUAUAUGCGUUGUACCCCCUACUGUUAUAUUGAUAAAAAUGGUACUAAAGCAUUUCCCUGAUGCCAUUUUCUCCAGCAGCUGGUGGUGUGCUGGAUACUUUAAUGAACAGCUUACAAUUUGCCUUGACAUGGGGCGUGGAGUUUAAAAGACGUGGGCUGUCUGCGACUCUGACUAUCUCACCUUUAAAAAUUGUGAUCAGAACUUAAUAUAUAUACAUUAGGGCCAUGAAAGGGAAUGAUUGUACAGCCUACAUCUUUACAAACUUCAAAAAACAGAAUUGGGUACACAAGUUUGAAUUUAUUCUGGAUUGUCCCUAAGCCACACAUGAUCAACAAUGUCUUUAAACUUGACAAGUCCAAGGCCUGUUAAUUUCUCAUUAGUGAUCAUGAUUGACUACGACUGGUAGUUUGUCUGGCAGCAUAAAGGAUUUAUUUGAUAGGAUCAAUACUCAGAAUAUUGAGAAAGUCUAAAGAUGGAGAAUUGCCAAUUUGCACAAGUUAGGAAGGUUUUUCUGAGCCAUUUCUAAGCAACUGCAGGUUCCAAGAUCAUCAGUUCAAACAACUGUAUACAAAUAUGAGUUAUUCUGAUAUGUCACCACUUUGCAUAGAUCUGGAAGAAGAUGAGAGGAAGUUGGUCAGCAUUUUCAGGAACAAUCCAGGAACCUCUGAGGCUCAGCCUGCCUGCCAAGCCAUAAACUGGAAACUGCUGAGAAAACCAGCAUCACUAUCCACACUGAAGGGUGUUUUACAUCGCCAUGGAGAUAGAGGAUGCUGACCAAGACAGAAGCCCCUGCUCCAAAAUCAACACCUUCAAGCUUGACUGAAGUCUGCAGAUCCCCACAUGGACAAGGCAAAUGCCUUAUGAAGAAAAAAAUGUAUUAUCAGACAAGACCGAGAUAGAGCUAUUUGACUACAGUGACAAUGGGUGUGUUUGGAGUAAAGGUAAAGCUUCCACACUUACCAGCUUUUAAGCAUGGUGGUGUUAGCAUAAUGCUCUGAGGCUGUUCUGCUGCCAGUCGUACUGGUACGUUGCACAAAGUGGAUGGAAUAUUGAAGGAGAAGAACAACCUCCAAAUAUUUCACCUUCACCUCAAAUCAGCAGGUGGAUCAUUGAACAGUUGAUGGUUCCAACAGCACAGUGAUCCCAAACACAUCAAAACAGGUUUUUGAAUGGAUAACGCAGGCUUAUACUAAGCUUCUGGAGCGACUUUCCCACAGCCCUGAUCUCAACCCUAUUGAAAAUUUGUCGACUAUGCUUAAAAGCCGGGUCCAGUCAAGGAAACCAACUAAUGUAAAUGAACUCUACCAGUUCUGCCAAGAAGAGUGAUGAAAUAUCCAGCCAGAACUGUGGCAGAAGCUUGUUAAGCUUAAGCUUAGCAGCUUGCUGAGAAUCCCUGUACGAAAUAUUAGUGGGGUAUAUAUUUGAAUCUGUGUGGAUCAGAAAAAAUAUAAAAUUAAGUCAAACUUGUGCACCCAAUUCUUGAUUUUUAGAGUCUUUUUCCAUCCAGGAAAAAGAACAGUACAAAGAAAUCAUUAAAAGCCCCAAAUUACCAUGACAUUCAUGCUCAUGCUGAGUGGAUGUAAACUCCUGAUCACAAAUGUUCCCUUUUUCUUGCUGUUAUGUUUCUUAUGAUGCCUCACACUUUAUUUUCUGGAAUCUCUUGUAUGUUCACAAGAGUUUUUCUGAUGUGCAUUUAAAUGCAGUCCAGCACAAUCUGUAGAGUAAUUUUCAUACCAUGCAAAGAAUCAAAAUUAAAGGCUUUAUUAAAUGCUCUUUUAGAGAAAAUGUUGUAUGUAGUCAGUUUGGUUUGAAUGCAUUGUCACUGUAUAGACUGGCCCUACUACUGGCCCAAACAGUAAUAACAGUACUUUUGAGGUAAUAUGUUUUCUGUUGAGACACGGUUGCUUUUUGCAGUUGUUUACUGCGCAAGCUUGUGUGUAUUAAGGAAUAUAAUACAAACGUAAAAAAAAUGCAAAGUCACAAACAUUAUACAUCAAAAUUCUGUUUCUUGAUAGGCUCGACAAAAAAGCUCGGCAUAAACACCAUCAGUUAACGCUUAUUAUUUUGUUCGUUUAAUGGAUUGUUGUGAUGUACAUAAUAUUACAUAAUAUUACCAGCUGCCAGUGC
Molecule: messenger RNA, 3982 nt
Organism: Haplochromis burtoni (Burton's mouthbrooder)
Lineage: Eukaryota; Metazoa; Chordata; Actinopteri; Cichliformes; Cichlidae
Gene: smtna
Product: smoothelin a
Exons: 8
Coding region: 718-1470 (250 amino acids)
Biological process (GO): actin cytoskeleton organization
Cellular component (GO): filamentous actin; microtubule organizing center
Molecular function (GO): protein binding
Source: RefSeq, a predicted model, not a curated record